Messenger RNA from Staurois parvus, 312 nucleotides. Lineage: Eukaryota; Metazoa; Chordata; Amphibia; Anura; Ranidae. The record is from the annotation of a GenBank genome assembly.
ACUUGCGCUUUGUGAUUGGUCCGGCGGCUUCUGGGAUCUGUCAUGUGUCCCAGGUACCACCUUACCAUUCACAAAAAGCACCGCUUCUUGCGCAUGCGCACUUGGCACCCGGCUGUCAUGCCCAGCGCCCACACUACAGAAGCCGGGAAGACAGCGCGCCGCUGGAUAGAGGAACAGGUAAGGUCCCGCUGCAGAGCUGAGCGGCCGGCCCGGUAUUCUGACACGGCCGCGGUGGAAAUACCGGACCGGCCGCUCCAUAUUCGCUCCAUAAGACACACUGACACACUGACAUGGAGGGCCGUAUUAAACCGA